Blastocystis hominis is the source of this 260-nucleotide messenger RNA. RefSeq lists its product as hypothetical. NCBI's taxonomy places the organism in Eukaryota, Bigyra, Opalinata, Blastocystidae. Bases 1 to 108 code for a protein of 35 amino acids. The transcript has a single exon. The record is from RefSeq and is a predicted model, not a curated record.
AUGGAGGAGGUGAAUGCGAUCGUGAGUUCAUUUGUGAGCCGAGAGAUAUCCUUUCGUUUUAAUUCGAUUUGCUUGAAUGGGUGGAUGGAUGGAUCGCUAGUUAGUUGAUUCCUUCACGUCGCAGAACGUUCUGGGGAAAACAAGGAGGCAGAUUCGCAUUUUACUGGACAAGGCGGCCCGGAUGAUUUCGUAUGAAGCGUAUGUGAGAGGAAGCAAUGACAAUAUUUGUACCAUGGUAAUUUCUUUAGCUGACGUGGAUU